GACAGCGACGUUGUUCACGACUGGAUGCAAGUGAGAGAUGCCUCUUGUUACAGGCAAUGUAGCCAGCAUCAGCAAUGUAGCGUUUAUCUUUAAAGCGUAUUUAAUACCUUAUUUUACAGCUUAUGUUAUUCGUCCUGCAUAUAUUUAUUCGCUAUUUUGUUUGUAGUUUAGGUAACCUGCGACAUCUAAUCGAUCGCUCGCUGAUUCGGUUAGCCAGCUGCAGGAAGCUUGCUAACGUAGCAAGCUAACCUCAAAAUAUAGAACCUAGUAGAUACUAUUAAGCUGUCAAUCUGUGACCACUAAAUAGAAAAUGACUGGAGAGAAGAUACGUGCCGUGCGUAAGGACCACAAACCAAGGAAAAAGGAAAACAUACUGAAAUCUUACGAAGAGACCGCUAAUGUCACUGAGAUGGUUACGUCGUCCACCACCGUCGACACAGAAAGGACAAAUAUAGCUAAUAGGAUAUUUCACAACCACAACAAACCACUUAAAUCUUUGCAACUACCAGAAAACCAUUCGCAGAUCAAUGGAAACGUUAACACCGACACAUCUAUCGGUGUCAUCGUCGACGACAACAGGAACCCUAUUAUUUUGACUUCGGGAGAUACAGAAUUCCCUGUCCACGAAUGUGUGUUCAAAGGAGAUGUACGUCGUUUGUCAUCCCUCAUCCGGACUCAAAACAUAAGCCAGAAAGAUGUUCAUGGGAAUACGCCUUUGCACCUCGCUGUUAUGCUGGGACAUAAAGAGUGUGCCCACCUACUUUUGGCCCACAAUGCCCCCGUGAAGGUGAAGAACGCGCAGGGCUGGAGCCCCCUGGCUGAGGCCAUCAGCUAUGGAGACCGGCAGAUGAUCACAGCUCUGCUUCGAAAGCUGAAACAGCAGUCCAGGGAGAGCGUGGAGGACAAGAGGCCCAAGCUGCUCAAAGCACUGCGGGAGCUUGGAGACUUUUACUUAGAACUUCACUGGGACUUUCAGAGUUGGGUCCCUCUUCUUUCACGGAUUUUGCCAUCUGAUGCUUGCAAGAUUUACAAGCAGGGAAACGACAUCAGGCUGGACACCACCCUGAUCGACUUCAGUGACAUGAAGUGCCAACGCGGCGACCUCAGCUUCAUCUUCAGCGGCGACGCACCGCCCGCCGAGGCCUUUGUCGUCCUUGAUAACGAGCAGAAGGUGUACCAGCGCAUUCAUCACGAGGAGUCGGAGAUGGAGACUGAGGAGGAGGUGGACAUCCUGAUGAGCAGUGACAUCUACUCGGCCACCCUCUCCACCAAGUCCAUCACCUUCUCACGCAGCCAGAGCGGCUGGCUCUUCAGGGAGGACAAGACCGAGAGGGUAGGGAACUUCGUGGCAGACUGCUAUGCGGUGAACGGCCUGGUGCUGGAGUCUCGUAAGCGUCGUGAGCACCUGAGCGAGGAGGACAUCCUGAGGAACAAGGCCAUCAUGGAGAGCCUCAGCAAGGGGGGCACUCUGGCAGAGCAGACCUUCGAGCCGGUCCGAAGGCAGUCCCUGGGUGCGCCCGAGGCCAAUACCAUCUCCUGGGAGGAGUACAUCACUGCAGAGCAGGGAAACCCUCCCCACCUCGGCCGUGACCUGCUUUGCAAAGAGAGCAAGAAGAACUUCAAGGCCACGGUAGCCAUGAGCCAGGACUUUCCUGUGGGCAUUGAAUCGUUGCUGAAUGUUUUGGAGGUCGUAGCUCCCUUUAAGCACUUCAACAAGCUCAGAGAGUUUGUUCAGAUGAAGCUUCCUCCUGGGUUCCCUGUCAAACUAGACAUCCCAGUGUUUCCCACCAUCACGGCUACUGUGACGUUCCAAGAGUUCCGCUACCGUGAGUUUGAGAACUCGCUCUUCACUAUCCCAGACGGCUAUAAGGAGGACCCCAGCCGCUUCCCUGACCUCUAGACCAUGAUCGUGUGCAUAUACAUAAAAAAGGGAGAUGCCACAUAUUCCACCUCCACCCUUCCCAACAAAAUGAAACCCACCCCCACUCCAUGACCACACUAAAAGGAAAACAAGACUGGAGACUAGAGGAGAAACUGAUUGCAUUCCACUGUGGAGUAAUGUCUGAAAGUUUAGUUGUGGAAAUGGAUUUUAAGUAUUAAUUACAACAAAAGCCAUUCAUAUUUUCAGUUGGUUUACCACAUUAUAUUUCCCCAGUCCUUACCUGUUAGCAAUGUUUAAUGUCUGUGUGGGCCGUGUACCUUGGAUGAAAUCACGCGACAUAUCUUUUUCUCUUUGCCGAGUGCAUUGAAUCUGUAACCUUGUGAAAUGUGGUGGAUGAAAGAGACCCUUUGUAGAAAUGUUUAAUACAUUCUGUGUGAUGUAGCCUCCAUUUUUAAUUGGAUUUGCCUUUUGAUUUCAAGUGAUGUACCAGUGUACCGACUGAACCUGAUGCCUGUGCUGUGAGGGACAUUUUAGCCUGUUGGCACUAAGCUGAAAACAGAAGAGGGCAUUUUUUGACAGGCAUACAUAUAUAACCUGUAAUCUUUCCCAGUUCUGUCUGUGCACUACAGUGGUAAUCACUGAUGUGCCGUUGUACUGUUUGUCUGUCUGUCUGUCUUGCCAUCCUCACUGUGUUCUGUUUGAGAGGUUUGACAGGGCCAGUGAGCGCAUUUGUCAGUAGUACCCCACACCCCUCUACCCCUGCACCAGAUGUGCUUGCAGCAUGGUGUGCAUAUAACACUAAGUAGCUCAUGCCCCCCACUCCACCCCAAAUCUACAGAGAUGCAGCUACAGCUGAACUCGGCCACCGAAAAGGGCAGUGCUUAAAAAGUGCUGGGACUGCACUGUGAAGCCUCCCAGGCAAGGCAAGGCAAGCUUGUGAUGUGCAGCUGUCUGAGGUGAAUGCUAAAACCUUAACCAAUAGUGAAGGAGACUUUUUUUGUUACAUUAUUGCUGUUGAAAGCCUGACCACUCCACAACCUCCCCAUUUGUCACUUAAUCGCAGCAGCCAGCGUACCAAAUGAAGCCCUAUGUAGCAGUCACGCACUUUGCCGCAUAUCACCGAACCUCCCCAUCCGACUUGAGGAGUGCAGAACUCCUGAUGUAAAUGCACCAGCACUACAGCAGCUCAUGGUUGACCAGAAUACUUUUGUUUUUCCUUCCAGUUUUUACCAUUUGUUUUGUAUUGUUCUUUCAUUCUGUAAUCAUAAUGUGGUUUGGUUUCACCGUGUUCCCCAGCUGUGGGUCCUUGAACCCAUGCAUUUCUAUUAACACUAGAACAUUCAGUGGAGAGCCUUACAAAGAGCUUGGACAGUCACCUCCAUGCAAUGUAUUACACCUUCAAUAAAUAAAGACAAUGUUGACAUCAAGAGCAGUGACUUACUACACCACGAGGUGUUGUGCGAAAGACUCCAUGUACCAUUUGUGGUAUGGCUCUGUUGUAAAGCUGUUAAAAACCCACAUUUUUAGUUAAUGCCAUUUACAGACACUAGUUCAUCCCACUUUUGUACUGAACAUCUGAGAGCUUGAAGCAUGUUAUUUUUUCUUUCAAGACAGAAGAUUCUUGAUGUAUACGCAAUGGAAACAUGACAUUAGAAACCACAGACCUGUACAGUUAACACAUUAUGCUACAAUAUUUUCAUAAGGAUCCAAGCAGGAAUAAAAAAAACACAUAUGAACUGA
This is a messenger RNA of Engraulis encrasicolus (European anchovy), 3622 nucleotides long. RefSeq names its product ankyrin repeat domain-containing protein 13C-like. NCBI's taxonomy places the organism in Eukaryota, Metazoa, Chordata, Actinopteri, Clupeiformes, Engraulidae. The transcript has 13 exons. The coding region runs from base 311 to 1900 and encodes 529 amino acids. Gene Ontology annotation, cellular component: cytoplasm. Gene Ontology annotation, molecular function: signaling receptor binding. The record is from RefSeq and is a predicted model, not a curated record. Gene Ontology annotation, biological process: protein retention in ER lumen.